AAAAUUGUUGUUUCGUCGUCUGCGAAAGCAUCCUGGGAGAAAGACGAUACACACAGUGUUCGUCUUCCGUCUAAUCAAAUGGCGCAUGUGCUACUCCGACACUCAGAGUGUAAUAAAUUCAAGAUGAUGAAGAAAUUACAAAAGAGGGGAAUGAUGAACAAGAGUGCACGUAUUUAGGGUAAACAUAGGGUGUGGUCCUUACUUCAUGGGUCCAUGUGAGUUUUUAAUAGACGAAAGCGAUGUCUAUCCCUCCGCAUCGCUCAUUUGCAGCCUCAGAAACAUUAUUGUACAGUUCCUCUGUUUCGCCAAAAGAAAGAGAAUAAAGAAACAUUAUGGAGAUGCCGAGAGCCCCUCCGUCUAUCUUCACGGAUUUAGAGCCAUUAAGUGAACGCAAAUCACUUGAGGUUUUCAACCCCUCGAGUGGUAAAGAGGUAAACGGAUCAGCUUCAGCUUCUUCUUCAUCAAAGCCUCACGAUGAAAAUGGAAAAGGAAGCAGCAGUAAGUGGAUGGAGUUUCAAGAUACUGCAAAGUUAGCAGAGAGAACUGCUGAGUGGGGUUUAUCAGCUGUUAAGCCUGACUCGGGAGAAGAUGGGAUUAGUUUCAAGGUGUCAAGUGAAGUGGACCGAAGCAAGACGUCUAGGAGGUCAUCUGAAGAAUCAUCAUCUUCUGAAUCUGGGGCCUUUCCUAGAGUGUCGCAGGAGCUCAAAACCGCUCUUUCCACGUUGCAGCAGACUUUUGUUGUCUCUGAUGCUACACAGCCACACUGUCCCAUAGUAUAUGCCAGCAGUGGAUUUUUCACCAUGACUGGUUAUUCUUCGAAAGAGAUUGUUGGAAGAAACUGCCGGUUUCUGCAAGGGCCUGACACAGACCAGAAAGAGGUUGCCAAAAUCAGAGAUGCUGUCAAGAAUGGAAAGAGUUACUGUGGAAGGCUCUUGAACUACAAAAAGGACGGAACUCCCUUUUGGAAUCUUCUCACAAUCACUCCUAUUAAGGAUGACCAAGGCAACACCAUCAAAUUCAUUGGGAUGCAGGUUGAAGUAAGCAAAUACACAGAAGGCGUGAACGAUAAAGCAUUGAGGCCUAAUGGACUCUCCAAAUCCCUGAUCCGAUAUGAUGCUCGCCAGAAGGAGAAAGCUUUGGAUUCCAUUACUGAGGUCGUGCAAACAGUGAGACAUCGCAAGUCUCAAGUGCGAGAUUCAGUGAGCAAUGAUGUAAUGGUGACGCCUGGUAGUACUACUACCACUACACCUGUUAGACAAGCUAUACAACCAGAUGAGGCUUCAAAGUCAGCCAGAACACCUGGACGUGUUUCUACUCCAGCGAAGUCAAAGAGCAAAUCACUUGAUGCUCCUAGUGUGGAACCUGAAGAAUUGAUGUUGAGCACAGAAGUAAUAGAGCCGAGGGACAGUUGGGACCGUUUAGAAAGAGAAAGGGAUAUUCGUCAAGGGAUUGAUCUGGCUACCACUCUUGAGCGCAUAGAGAAGAAUUUCGUCAUCAGUGAUCCUCGUCUUCCUGAUACUCCUAUUAUAUUUGCAUCAGACAGCUUUCUUGAACUGACAGAGUAUACACGUGAGGAAAUUUUGGGGAGAAACUGUCGGUUUCUUCAGGGGCCAGAGACAGAUCAAGCGACUGUCCAGAAGAUAAGAGACGCAAUUAGAGAGCAAAGGGAGAUAACUGUACAGUUGAUAAACUACACGAAGAGCGGAAAGAAAUUCUGGAACUUAUUCCACUUGCAACCUAUGCGUGAUCAAAAGGGAGAGCUUCAAUACUUCAUUGGUGUGCAGCUUGAUGGAAGUGAUCAUGUGGAACCUCUCCGAAACCGUUUAUCUGAGAGAACAGAGAUGCAGAGUUCUAAACUGGUACUUAGUUCAUAUCCUUCUGCGCUUUUAAAAAAAAAAAUCUCUUUUCCAUCAGAGGAGACUUAUCACAUUGUUCAGGUGAAAGCUACAGCAACAAAUGUAGAUGAAGCUGUCAGAGAACUUCCAGAUGCUAAUAUGCGGCCGGAAGACCUGUGGGCUGCACACUCAAAACCUGUCUAUCCUUUGCCUCACAAGAAGGAGAGUACGUCCUGGAAAGCAAUACAGAAGAUCCAAGCAAGUGGAGAAACAGUAGGACUACACCAUUUCAAGCCAAUAAAACCGUUGGGCUCUGGUGAUACUGGCAGUGUCCAUUUGGUUGAACUGAAAGGCACAGGUGAGUUGUAUGCCAUGAAGGCAAUGGAGAAAACCAUGAUGUUGAAUCGUAACAAGGUUCACAGAGCAUGCAUCGAAAGAGAAAUCAUUUCCCUUCUGGAUCAUCCUUUCCUUCCCACUCUCUACGCUUCCUUUCAGACAUCUACGCAUGUUUGUUUGAUUACAGACUUCUGCCCCGGUGGAGAGUUGUUUGCACUGCUUGACAGACAACCGAUGAAAUUUUUGUCGGAGGAUUCAGCAAGGUUCUAUGCAGCAGAGGUCGUUAUUGGCUUAGAAUAUCUUCACUGCUUAGGAAUAGUGUACCGAGACCUGAAGCCUGAAAAUAUACUGCUCAUGAAGGAUGGACACAUUGUAUUAGCAGACUUUGAUCUAUCAUUCAUGACGGCCUGCACACCCCAGCUUAUUAUUCCACCUGCACCUAGCAAACGAAGGAGAUCCAAGAGUCAACCAUUACCGACAUUUGUUGCAGAACCAAACGCCCAGUCGAACUCGUUUGUAGGGACUGAAGAAUACAUUGCGCCUGAGAUAAUCACGGGCUCUGGGCAUACGAGUGCUAUUGAUUGGUGGGCACUAGGUAUCUUGUUGUAUGAGAUGCUUUAUGGUCGCACACCUUUCAGGGGUAAGAAUAGGCAGAAAACAUUUGCCAACAUCUUGCACAAAGAUCUCACCUUCCCCAGCAGUAUCCCUGUAAGUCUUGUAGGUAGACAGUUGAUCAACAUGUUGCUAAAUAGAGAUCCAAGCAGUCGGUUAGGAUCCAAAGGUGGGACAAAUGAGAUAAAACAGCAUGCUUUCUUCCGCGGGAUCAAUUGGCCUCUCAUACGAGGCAUGAGCCCUCCACCAUUGGAAGCACCGUUGCGUAUAAUAGAGAAAGAUCCGAAAGCCAAAGAUAUAAACUGGGAAGAUGAUGGGGUGCUUGUGAAUUCUAUUGACAUUGAUCUCUUCUAAACAAACACCGACUCUUUCCGUUCUUCUGCCUUUGAGACUCAUUUUAGUGCAAACCUAUUCUUCUCAAUAAAGCAAAAUGGUGUUGUAUUCUAGUUGCUUACAUGUUAUAUAUGUAAUAAUACAUCAGACAUAAGAGGUGGUGUUGUAUUCUAGUUGCUUACAUAUUAAACACAAUUUUCCAUUGCUUUUA
Brassica napus (rape) is the source of this 3327-nucleotide messenger RNA. RefSeq names its product phototropin-2. NCBI's taxonomy places the organism in Eukaryota, Viridiplantae, Streptophyta, Magnoliopsida, Brassicales, Brassicaceae. Gene Ontology annotation, cellular component: cytoplasm; nucleus; plasma membrane. Gene Ontology annotation, biological process: protein phosphorylation. The transcript is spliced from 22 exons. Gene Ontology annotation, molecular function: ATP binding; protein serine/threonine kinase activity. The record is from RefSeq and is a predicted model, not a curated record. The coding region runs from base 333 to 3137 and encodes 934 amino acids.